Messenger RNA from Phyllopteryx taeniolatus (common seadragon), 2279 nucleotides. Its product is annotated as ankyrin repeat and SOCS box protein 9-like. NCBI's taxonomy places the organism in Eukaryota, Metazoa, Chordata, Actinopteri, Syngnathiformes, Syngnathidae. Bases 513 to 1373 code for a protein of 286 amino acids. The record is from RefSeq and is a predicted model, not a curated record. Gene Ontology annotation, biological process: positive regulation of protein catabolic process; intracellular signal transduction; protein ubiquitination. Gene Ontology annotation, molecular function: protein binding. The transcript has 9 exons.
UUCUCGGACGGAUCACAUGGUGGAUACAUCAUGUGCUUUCAUUUAAUCCCCCCCCCCACACAACCCCCCCGCAGCUCGCAGGGUGGCUAAGUAGAGGUGCAGUGAGGACACUACAUUAGUGUGGCCGUAAUACGCCUUCCUCAAAAUAAUGAGCCAUGAGUCAUCUAACAAUGGGAAAAAGAAGAAGACCGUGAAUAUUACACCUCCCAACUUCAGAUCUCUGGUGUCAAGUGUCAACGCAAAAAUUCCGACCUGCCCGACAGGCCUUCCCUUUCUUGUUUGGGGCACCUCCAUUGGCUGAGACACACCCACGCCAUUGAAGCCGCCAGCUUCCUGGAGGGCGAAUAGCUGCUCGGAACAGGAAAUUACAUCACAGCGCUGAGGAGCAUUUUGCACGCCGAGAACAGAGAAACCCAAAACGAGGAGCAGAUGUUUUUCAGACGUGGUUAAAAAAGAAGGGCAAAGCAGAGCGUAGAAAAGCAGUUUUGGUCCGAGCUGCUGGGAGAAGAAACAUGUCAGGGGGAUAUGAAGAGAGUCAAAGUGGAGCUUCUGUUUUCUUCUCCAACCCUCUGAUGAGUGAUCUUGAAGCAGACUGGUCUCCAAUUCAUGAUGCUGCAGCCAAUGGACGCACGCUGACACUGCAAAGGCUCAUUGCUCAGGGUGCGUGCGUGAACCUGAGCACGUUGGACCGGGUCUCCCCCCUCCACGGCACAUGCGUACGAGGCCACACAGCCUGCAUCAAGCUCCUCCUGCAACAUGGCGCUAAUGUAAACAGUUCGACGUCAGAUGGAAAAACGGCACUGUCGGAAGCGUGUGGCCGGGGUCACGUGACCUGCGUGUCGCUGCUCCUUCAGCAUGGAGCGAGCCCUCUGGGGAGCAAUCUGUCCAGUUCCCCAAUGCACGUUGCCGCAGCCAAAGGCUACCCAGAGUGCAUUGAGUCUCUCGUGCAGCACGGCGCCGACGUGGAUCAGAAUUUAGAUCAAGUGGGCACACCGCUCCAUAUCGCCUGCUCCAAUCGGCAGCUGACUGCUGUGAAGAAACUGCUUCAACUCGGCGCGAGCUCAAACAUCGUCGCGUCCGGUGAGUCUCCCCUGCACGUCGCCGCUCGUGCGUCCUGUCCAGAGACAGUGUCGCUUCUGUUAGAGCACGGGGGCGACGCCUCCCUGCGGAACCCGGAGGGCAAACGGCCCGUGGACCUGGCGGCCCCUGACGGUCCCGUGGAGAAGCUGCUCAGGCAAAGCGGAGGAGUCGCCUCGCUGAUGCAGCUGUGCCGCCUCCACAUCAGGACCGCUUUAGGCAAACACAGGCUGCGCUACAUCCCUCGCCUUCAUCUGCCCACACUACUCAAAAACUAUCUUCUAUGGAAAGCCUGAGAAUUGAUUUCAUAUCCUGGAUUACCCCCCCCCCCCACGACACGUUACUACUAGUAAGGCAAAACUACACAAGUUGACAAGUAGUACUACUGAUGAAACACUAGACAUUUAACUUCUAUCAUUUUAUAUUGUUAACUGGUAGAAUUGAGCGUCACUAAUAGUACGAGUAGUGCACGUUGUCAUCUCGUGCAGUUUUGGCUUACAAGAAAUGUAUAUUGUAGUUGUCCUACUGAGGACAACUACAAAACUAGUGAUGGGCAUUUUAGUGCUACUUGUAGGGUCCAGGUGCCUACUAGUGCGUGGCACAUGCCUACGAGUUGGGCCUAGUAAGUUGUGUUACCACUGCAGCACAGUAGUUUACUAGUAUGGUUUAAUUGUGUACUAGUAGGCCAAAAUUAGUACUACUAAUGCAAAAGCUAUUACUAGUAAGACAUAGUUUUAUACUAGUGUGCUGAAUUGUCUUACUAGUAAGGACAAAGAGCACACUGGUACCUGGAUACAUCAAGAACAUCAAGGGUAAAAUGGUCAAACUCCUUUCAAUUAUCUUCCCUUGCUGCAGUUCUUCUUUUUGCCAACAGAGGGAGCGCUCGCAUAAUACUUGAGGGCAAACUUGACUUUGAAAGGACGUCCAACUGCAAUUCAAAGUCACGUGAAGGUCAGCGUCGACCCUCAUCUGCAGCAUGUUGUAUUCAUGAGCUGGCACACUUUUUUUUUUGCUUUCAUUUCCUCUUGUUGGUGCCCCAAAUAGAUUUUUUUUUUCUUUCUGCCUGCCUCACCAGGCUCGUGUGAGCCUUUCACGCUGAAUUUACAUAUUUUAGACAGCAAAGUUUAAGCCAGAAGUGCUGUACUUUAAUCUAAAAGAUGGAUUUGAUGCUCAAACUUUGAUAUAAAAUUUCUAAAACUACA